Molecule: messenger RNA, 348 nt
Organism: Meloidogyne enterolobii
Lineage: Eukaryota; Metazoa; Nematoda; Chromadorea; Rhabditida; Meloidogynidae
Source: the annotation of a GenBank genome assembly
AUGAAUGAAAUUGUUCGAAUGCGCCUUUUUAAUUCAAUAUCUCUCGUAGGCUCAGCCGUUGCUUUUGCAUUAGUUGGUUUUGUUCCAGAUGACAAACGUUUUUUAGCAGCAAUAUGCCCAUUUUGUUGUAGCUGGUAUAAAUUCGAAAAAUCUUUCACACUUUUUAUUUCCCCAUUAUUAUUCCUUUUAUUUGUUCAAGAUGAAAGUAAUCGAGAACAAUGGAGAAUUAUUUUUAUUGGAAUGGCUAUAAUACUUUUUGUGGCAAAUACUUUCUUUUGGUUUUUUGUAACAGACCAACCUGCAGAAUUUACUAAAAUUGUAUCAAAACAAAAAUCAGAAAAAGAAUGA